UUAUUCGCAGGGUAGACCACACUAAUCGAUCUCGUUGCAACUAGAAUUAUCUAGCUACCAGGGUAUGCGUCUGAGAAGAGGGAAGCGGUUUCAAUUUCAAACAAAAACAAGUCGAAUGACCAUUAAGUAGCAGAUCCGAGGGAAUAUAUUUGUAUUUAUUUUAAAACAAGGAAUAUACAGCAUCUUAACUAACGCACGCCACAGAAGUAGUAAAACGUGCGAAUUUUCGCUAGCCUCCAUGUUCCAAUUUUCAACGCGUGAUCAAUUUUGAUGUCAAAGCCGAAGACCUAACGUUAUCGAAUUGUUGAACAAGAAAUACACUUAUUUUUGUAUCUAGUGUUAUUUUGCUUUUCAGAUUUACAGCGUAGAAAGCUUAGUAGGCUACUUUCGGGGAAAAUAUGCCGAGAUCCAAUAGGCAAAAGGAAUACAAGCCUGGGGAUCUCGUGUUUGCGAAAAUGAAGGGAUAUCCUCAUUGGCCCGCAAGGAUUGAUGAGUUGCCUGAAGGUGCUGUCAAAUCACCCUCCAAUAAGUAUCAAGUGUUCUUCUUCGGGACACACGAGACGGCUUUUCUGGGGCCCAAGGAUCUGUUCACCUACGAAGAGUGUAAGGAGAAGUUUGGAAAACCCACCAAACGGAAAGGUUUCAGCGAGGGCCUCUGGGAAAUAGAGAACAACCCUACUGUCACACAUGCUGGCUAUGAGCCAGCUAAGAAGGAUACACCGUCCGAUGGCGGGGAGGAGACCGGCAGGGCGCAGAAGACCGGCGGGGCGCAGAAGACCGGCGGGGCACAGAAGACCGGCGGGGCACAGAAGACCGGCGGGGCACAGAAGACCGGCGGGGCUCAGAAGACUGGCGGGGCGCUGAAGACUGGCGGGGCGCUAAAGGGGCCUACAGAGGGCAGCAGCGACGAGGACGAGGGCGCCCUUAUCAUCGAUGAGAAGAACGACAGGGCUGGAGCCAAACGGAAAAUCACUGAUUCCGCGGAUGCCUCUUCAAAGCGGCCAAAGGAGAUCCAAGGGGAGGGGGACUCAAAGACGGAUGGGAAGAAGGCUGAUGUGGAGGUGAAGCACAAUGACAAGGCUGGGCCCAAGUCAUCUGUGGGCAACUCAAAGGCUGAGGGUCAGGCGAACCCAGGGAUCCAGGGACGGCUAGCCCCUGAGAAGUCUAUGACGGAAAGUGCUUAACACCAAUUCCACCAAAGGGACCAGGGCUUCUAGAUUUUUCCUGGGAUUUUUGGAGCAUCGAAAGAAGAAGCUUCAGGAUGCUAGAUUUCUGCUGUUUAAGUCAUGGAAGAGUUUUUAACCUAUAUACAUAUACAGUAUAUAUUGAAAGGCAUAAAAAAAACCUCUUUUGCCAGUUCGGGAUAUUGUAUAUUCCAGGAUAAAGGUCUUGUUGAUUUGAAGUCAAAUUGAAAUUUGAGCACUUUGAGGCUCAAAUUGAAAUAAGAUUAUGGUGUAUAUUUCCUUAAUUGUUUUAUUUUUUAUUUUAAGUGCAAUUACAAAGUCUGGCUGCUAGCUGUAAAUGGCAUUACAGUUUAGACUAGGGAGCAACCACCUGUCUCUCAAUGAAAAUUUCAAUACGAUUUUGGGGAAAAGUACACAUUACAAUCAUACAACAAUUCGAUUAGGCCAGAAGUCCUUUUUUUCCUGGUUUCAGUUCUAAAUGUAUACUAAAUAGUUUUUCUGCUGACUGUUGUGCUCUUUGAAAGAAGACAUCUGAGGUUGCUUUCCAUGGCUUGAAGAUGUAUACAUCAUAGUAGUAUGUUCUUCUUUUCUCUUUUAGCUGACAUUUUAUUUUCUUAUUUCAUUGGUAUACUUUGCCUCUUGACCUAGUUCACUGUCAGGUUGUUGCUAGUUAAACACUAUAUGCUUUGUAGCGUCUGUCUUGUGUGCAACAUGACAUUUGACCAAAUGAUCCCACUGGUAUUUUGUUUUUGAACGUCAUAUGCAUUUCAAAUAAACCUGAUUCAGAAAAGAAAAAAAA
This is a messenger RNA of Hypomesus transpacificus, 1983 nucleotides long. Its product is annotated as hepatoma-derived growth factor-like. Gene Ontology annotation, biological process: regulation of transcription by RNA polymerase II. Gene Ontology annotation, molecular function: double-stranded DNA binding; transcription coregulator activity. Gene Ontology annotation, cellular component: nucleus. The coding region runs from base 399 to 1184 and encodes 261 amino acids. The record is from RefSeq and is a predicted model, not a curated record. NCBI's taxonomy places the organism in Eukaryota, Metazoa, Chordata, Actinopteri, Osmeriformes, Osmeridae. The transcript is spliced from 6 exons.